Camelus dromedarius (Arabian camel) is the source of this 4126-nucleotide messenger RNA. It is a transcript of the gene NCR3LG1, whose product is annotated as natural killer cell cytotoxicity receptor 3 ligand 1. The transcript is spliced from 5 exons. The record is from RefSeq and is a predicted model, not a curated record. Bases 2682 to 3155 code for a protein of 157 amino acids. Lineage: Eukaryota; Metazoa; Chordata; Mammalia; Artiodactyla; Camelidae.
AGUGGCCUUAUGCCCGUAAUUUAAUCAAACUGUCAGUAACUAUUUAAGUGAGAAGCUCCAUCCAUUGCUUUUAGAAUAAAUUGCUCUCACCUACUCAUAAAGAUACUCUUUUAUGGGUGCUUAUCAUACCCUAGCUCAAUAAAUGUCUCUUUGAUAUUGAUAAUUCUUCUCCUGAGAAGACCAUAGUAUUCCUUGGUGUUUCUUAGAAACUUUUUUCUACUUUCAGCAACCUUACCUGUGAGAAAUUCUUCUACUGAAUAGCUUUUGCUGUAUCACUUCAGGUCAUUUUUCAUUCAUAUUUUUGCUUCAAACUCCAUCAUUUAAGAUCAGGUUUUGCUACAUGUAACAGAAAAACCAAAGAUAACAGUGGUUUAAACUAAAUAGUUUUUGCCUUUUACAUAAAAGAAACCUGGAAAUAGGUGAUGUCUAGGUGCCUGACUUUCUGCUCUGCUCUCCUCAAGUGCAUGGUUUUCAUCCUCAAGUUUUACUUCAUUCUCAGUGUCCAAGAUGACUUUUGCAGGCAGUGGGGAAAGGCAACAAAAGCAACUUCCUCCAGCUGAUGCAGCUUUCCCAGAGAACCACACAGCAUUUGAAUUUGCAUCUCAUUGGCCAGGAUGGUGGCAUAUGGCCAUCCAGCUGCUAGGGAAGCUGAGAAAUCCAUGUAGCAAUGGCACCAGCUAAAAGUUAGGAUUCUUUAACUAAGGAAGAAUUUCUUUUAAGAAGGGAAGAAGGAAUGUUUGGUAGGCAACUUAUAGUUUUAACUUAAACAGCCUUUUGGCUACCUAAAUAUCUAUGUACAUUCUUCUGAAACAUAGAAAAUGCUCAUUUCCCCCACCCCAAAAAGGAAACCACCAAAACCCAAUCCAUUAUUGCGUGUAGCUCAAAGCCCAUGAUAUAUGAGUAUAGUCCCGUCCAACCGGUCAAGAUGUGGUUUCUUAUGUUCUGGCCAUCUAAAAACUAAAGAGCAGCAUGUCCGCCCCACGAGCAACGUAUGCAUAAUUUGGUACGGGAUAACUGCAAUAAAAUCAACCUUUUACAAGAGGGAAAAACAGAAAACGUACCAGGCAUCUGUCUCUAACAAUUUAAAAUAUACUGCUCGGCAGAAAUAGCAAGGUCUCUCUGCUCCGUCCAGAAAUACAUUCUUUCAUUUUUCCAUCAGGCCACCCCUGAUGCAUCUUUCUGGGAGGAACUCCUUUUUCUGAUGUCCUCAGGGGCCUUUGGCAUUGCCCUCUAGGAAGUUUUUAUUGUCCAUUAAUCUUCAAGGACACAAGUGGGCAUUGGAAAGUGUCCCCUUCUUAGUGGCUGAACAGCCUUUGCACUUCACUUCCUGUUGGUGUGGCUCUGGGGCCUUGGGAAAUGUAACAGAUAGUCACAGGCUGUUUGAGGCCAGGUUUAGGGUUUUUGUUUUUGUUUUGUUCUGCUUUUUGGCAAGACAGUUCCCUGUCUUAGUAUGUUUCUGGUCUGUUUUCUUCGAUUGUUACCAUGAGAAACCACAAAGAUCUUGUAAGACAUAGUUCUUGACAAUGAACCUCAUCUUUUACUUGCUGGCCUCUGUGUUCUUUUUCUCCACUUAGGUCUUAAGUGAAUGGUGCCUACCUGGGAUCGUUUUAAACUAUAGGCUUGGAUGGGGAUGACAAUCAUCUUAAUCUGAUUUUUUUUCUUUAGGAUGGCUCUCGUUACUUGGCAGAAAAUUCUUAAAGGAAGUUUCUUGGAAAGGUUGUGAAAGCUUUGGCACUUUCCUCAGAACCUUUACUUAUAACUGUUUCAGUUUAGAGUGAAGUAGUUGACUUCUUCAAUUCUUCAGAGCUCCAGAUUUGGGACUGUGUGAAUUUAUUUGGUAGAUAGAGAGCAGUUCCCUUAGCAAAGCUGUAUUCCUUUCCAUCUCUGCAGACCUGUUCACCCUAGCCAGAGUCACAUCUCUCUUGCAGGACUUUGCUGAAAGAGGCAAGAUACAGCCCACACAUGCUAGCAUUCUGAAGUUCUACCACCUCUUUCUCUGAAACCUUAACCUCAGUUGGCAUGCGGUAUCACUGCCCAAAGCCCUACCUCCUCCACCAAGCCAAUUCCAUUUUUAAGAUCAUUUUAGUUGCUACACAUUACUCCUAGCUACCAAAUUUAGUUGCUACAGGUUAAGAUUCUUGGUUGUAGGUAAUGGAACCUUCUUUAGCUAUUAAACAGAAUGGGAUUGUUAGGGGGAAUAGACGGCUCAUGGCAUCUUUGGGAGGGCUAGAAAAACAGAACUUAGGCUGAACUUCUAGGAACUGCAUCACAAGAGUGGGCUGCCAAAGAAGCUGCUGCUUUUGGAACAAUCAAGAAUCUGCCUGCCAGAUCAGGAAGCUACACCCUGGAUUAGGAAACCACUGAACAGUUGCCAGCUCCAGAACCACACCACUUCGGCCGUUCUUUGGGUCAGCAAAAAUGGAUACUUCAUGUCCUGCUUCUCUCCCCAUGUUACUUGGUUCUGAGUACAAGUUUCAACCGUGCAGUAAAUCAAGAAGAAAUUGAAAAAGAGGCAGAGUUCGAUGACAAGCGUCAUCAUCUUCAUGCAUGCCCACUGUCCCGCAGUCUGCAAAUGGCGUAACUGGCAUUUGAGUCCAGGUCUUCCUGUUGGUUUUCUGUAGAUUACACUCUUUUUAAUGAUGUGAGGAAAAAAUUCAAAUAGGAUCAAUCAGACUACUAGAAUGCAAGAUGAUGGAGAAAGAGCUCACCCAGUCAGCAGCUUGUUUCUGGAGAAGGUGAAAGAUAAUGAAGAUAGACAUAUUUUGUGUAAGUCAACUGGGUUUUAUCCAGAGAACAUUAACAUAAUGUGGAAAAGGUGGACCCAAAAGGAUCUUCAGUACCAAGAAGUUUCUGAGGGCAUCAUUACUGGUCCCACCGUCAAGAAUGAGGAUGGUACAUUUAAUGUUACCAGCUACUUGAGCCUGAGGCCCGCUCUGGAAGACAGUGUGACCAGCUACCAGUGCGUGGUAUGGCAUGUAUCCUUGCUCACAGGCCAGAGUUUCAACCUCACCCUGCCUCUGACAGAAUCUGAGAAGAAAACUGACUUGAAGAUUGUUGGGUUAUGCAUUGGAUUGUUAUUUAUUGUGCUAAUCAUAUUAAUGUUAGUUUUUCUUUGUAAAAGGUACCGGACGGACACUCUUUUUGAUACUUUUUGAAGAAGAGACAAAAGCCUUCACCACCAGCCUGGAUUCUGUGGCGGUUUGCAGUGAUGGCUUCAAUCCUUCACCCUUCCCUAUGUCCAUGUCCUUUGUCAUGUAAUUUUUUGGUGUCCUCCAAUCAUGGGCUGCCCCUUAAACUUGGGGCAGUGUGACUUGCUCUGGCCAAUACAAUGAGACAGAAGUGAGUGUGCCAUUUCCAAGCCUACACCUUAAGAGGCCUUGUGUAUUUCCAUUUGCUUUCUUUUGUGCUUCUGAUAUUUGUGAGAGGAGGACACUUGCCCAAGCUAGCCUGCUGGAGGAUGAGAGACACCAGAAGCUGGAGCUAGAUGCUCUAGCAGAGGCCAGUCUAGAUCAGAUGACAGCCACCAGACAUAGAAGUAAAUCUAGCUAAGAUCAUCGUCAGCGCCAACAGAACCAACUCUUAAAUGCAUGAGAAAUUAGUUAUUCUUUCAAAGCCACUGCUUUAUAGGGUGGCUUGUUACACAGUAAAAGCUGACUGAUACAGCUCCUCAGGAAGUUGCAUUUUGACCCAAAAGCCACAGAGAUGUGCUGCUGAGACCUUCUUCAAGAGACAGCCUGCUGUGAAGAGUGUACUCAGCCACCGUGUUCCAGCUGUGGCAUCUCAGGGAUCUGCUGUAGUUUUCGAGCUUAUGCCAUGCUCUCCCUGGCUAGCCAAUGGCUGAGCAUGGCAGGAAUCUUCGGAGUUCCCUGUUGUUCCCUUUGGUGGCUGAGACUUUCUUGGAGAAACCCUGUCAUCUGAGACUCUUGCUACCCAGUCACCCCUUCUUCCUCCCUUCACAGAUACCAGACCUGCGUCAAAGCUUCAGUCAGAACUGUACACAUUUACUUCUCUCUGGUUUACCCUGGAGUAUCUUCCCUUCCCCAGUUAUGAUGGCAUUAUGAGAAAAACUGAUCAAAUGCAGUAAAGAGUACACAGAGGCAGGGCUACAUAAUAAACUGUAGUUGCA